Molecule: messenger RNA, 4050 nt
Organism: Mya arenaria
Lineage: Eukaryota; Metazoa; Mollusca; Bivalvia; Myida; Myidae
Product: leucine--tRNA ligase, cytoplasmic-like
Exons: 28
Coding region: 124-3645 (1173 amino acids)
Biological process (GO): leucyl-tRNA aminoacylation
Molecular function (GO): ATP binding; leucine-tRNA ligase activity; aminoacyl-tRNA deacylase activity
Source: RefSeq, a predicted model, not a curated record
CAUCAUCCCAGUUUACGACGCAUUUCCGCAUGUGUCAGCCGGCGAAACUUUCAUUCAUUUUACUCUUCGUUGCAUCAUUGAACUCUAUUUAAGAAUAAGGUUGUGUAAAAGGUUAUAGAUAAUAUGGCGCAGAGGAAGGGAACUGCCAAGCUCACAGAGCUGUUGGCAAUAGAAGACCAGGCACAGAGGAGAUGGGCUGAGGAAAGAAUCUUUGAAUUAGAUGCUCCCCCAGCAGGAUCAGCGGAAGCAAAGAAGGAGAAGUACCUGGUUACCUUUCCUUAUCCAUACAUGAAUGGAAGGCUUCAUCUGGGCCACACAUUUUCACUGUCAAAGUGUGAGUUUGGAGUUGGGUAUCAGAGAAUGAGAGGGAAGCGAUGCCUGUUCCCGUUUGGCCUUCACUGCACUGGAAUGCCCAUCAAGGCGUGUGCUGACAAGCUGGCACGGGAGAUGGAGGAUUACGGUUACCCGCCCGUGUUCCCGUUAGAGGAGGAUGCAGAGCCUGCCAAACCCGAGGAGACGGACAUUGUCAUUAUGGACAAGGCGAAAGGAAAGAAGACGAAGUUGAAAGCAAAGACGGGAGGUCUGAAGUACCAGUGGCAAAUCAUGCUGUCCCUGGGGCUGAAAGAUGAGGAGAUACGGGAGUUUGCUGACCCACACCACUGGCUCUACUACUUUCCCCCACACUGCAAGGCCGACCUGCAGAAGAUGGGCAUCAAGGUAGACUGGAGAAGAUCAUUUCUAACCACGGAUGUUAACCCAUACUAUGACUCGUUUGUUCGAUGGCAGUUUUGGAAGCUGAAGGAAAGGAACAAGAUCCAGUUUGGUAAAAGGUACACAAUCUUCUCGCCCAAGGACGGUCAGCCGUGCAUGGACCAUGAUCGGAGCACGGGUGAGGGGGUGGGGCCCCAGGAGUACACCCUCAUCAAACUGAAGCUCCUGAAACCUUACCCACCGAAAUUCAAGAAAAUUGAGAGCAAGCAGGUGUACCUAGUAGCAGCCACCCUGCGUCCUGAGACGAUGUACGGUCAGACCAACUGCUGGAUCCACCCUGACAUAAACUACAUCGCCUUCGAGUUGGCGAACGGAGACGUGUUUGUUAGCACACGGCGGGCAGCACAAAACAUGAGCUACCAGGGGUUCACAAAGACUGACGGCAAGGUGGAUGUCCUUGUGGAAAUAAAGGGCCAGGAUAUAAUGGGCGUGGGUUUGAGCGGCCCCCUGACAGUGUACAAGAAGAUCUACACACUACCCAUGCUGACAAUCAAGGAGGGGAAGGGUACGGGAGUUGUCACCAGCGUACCCUCCGAUGCCCCAGAUGACUACGCAGCUCUCAGAGACCUCAAGAAAAAGGAGCCAUUUAGAAAGAAGUAUGGGCUCACAGACGAGAUGGUGCUACCUUUUGAUCCGGUGCCUAUUAUCGAUGUGCCAGAGUAUGGUGACCUGUGUGCUGUAACAGCCUGCGAGCAACUGAAGAUUCAGAGCCAGAAUGACAAGGACAAACUCCUGGAGGCGAAGGCUGCUGUGUAUCUGAAGGGGUUUUACGAAGGGGUGAUGAAGAUAGGAGAGUUUGCUGGAAAGAAGGUCCAGGAUGUGAAAAAACUUGUACAGAAACAGAUGAUCGACAAGAAUGAGGCUGUUAAGUACAUGGAGCCGGAGAAGCAGGUGAUGUCGCGAUCAGGAGAUGAGUGUGUCGUCGCCCUCUGUGAUCAGUGGUAUCUGAACUAUGGAGAGGAAGAGUGGAAGACAGCGGCACGGAAAUCCCUCGACCACAUCGAGACCUACACUGACGAUGUGCGCAAAAACUUUGAGGCGACGCUCGAAUGGUUGCACGAACAUGCCUGCUCCAGAUCGUAUGGACUCGGCACGAAGAUCCCCUGGGAUAAGAAGUACCUGGUGGAAUCCCUUUCCGACUCUACAAUCUACAUGGCAUACUAUACAGUGGCACAUCUCCUGCAGGGCGGACAGUUUGAUGGACUCAAAAUUGGGCCUGCCGGCAUUAGCCCGGAGCAGAUGACAGGGGAGGUGUGGGACUACAUCUUCUACAAGAAGGCUCCGUUCCCAGACACGGAUAUUCCCCGUAACACGCUCAAUAAGCUGAAGGAGGAGUUUGAGUACUGGUACCCGGUGGACCUGCGCGUCUCGGGGAAGGACCUUAUUCCCAACCAUCUCACGUACUUCAUCUACAACCACAUUGCCAUCUGGCCAGACCAGAAAGACAAGUGGCCGGGUUCAAUCAGAGCUAAUGGACAUCUGUUGCUUAAUUCAGAAAAGAUGGCCAAGUCCACUGGAAAUUUCCUCACCCUCUCCGAUGCCAUCAAUAAGUUCUCCGCUGACGGUAUGCGGUUGGCACUUGCCGAUGCUGGUGAUGGUGUGGAGGACGCCAACUUUGUGGAAAUGAUGGCGGAAGCCGGCCUGCUGCGACUCUACACCUACCUAGAGUGGGUCAAGGAGAUGAUCACCAUGCGUCCGGCCCUUCGCACCGGAGAGUUCACGUCCAACGAUCGCGUGUUUGAUAGCGAGAUCAACAUUUGUAUUGAGGUCACGCAAAAAAGCUAUGAAGAGAUGAAAUACAAAGAGGCUCUGCGUACUGGGUUCUUUGAAUUUCAGGCGAUGCGUGACAAGUACCGUGAGGUUGAGGUGGAGGGUAUGCACGUGGACCUCGUGUUUCGAUACAUCACCGUGCAGACACUCAUGCUGUGCCCGAUCUGUCCUCACCUCUGUGAACACAUCUGGACCCUCCUUGAUAACCGUGAGAGUAUCAUGCGAGCCAGCUGGCCGACUGUUGGACCGUACGACAAGGUUCUCGUCCAGUCUUCAGAGUACCUCAUGGACAGUGCACAUGACUUCCGCAAACGCAAACUAGCAUACUUGAAUGUUGGCAAGGGCAAGAAAGAAGUGCCUGCGCCGACCCAUGCAACAGUGUACAUUGCUAAGUCCUACCCUCCCUGGCAGCACACAAUUCUCACCACGCUACGUGAGAUGUAUGAGGCAAACAAGGGAUUUCCUGAAAAUAAGCAGAUAGCAGCUGCCUUGGGGAAAAUAGCAGACUUGAAGAAGUAUAUGAAAAAGACCAUGCCAUUUGUGAUGGUUGCCAAGGAGAACUUCCAGAAACAUGGCUUGGCUGCCCUAAACUUGACAACACAGUUUGACGAGAUGGUUGCCAUGACCACUAACCUCAAGUACAUCACAAACACACUGGAGUUGGAGGGUGUGGACAUCCGUCUGGCUGAGGAGGCUAAGGAGGACAAGGUGAAAGAAGACUGUUGUCCCGGGAAACCAUUCAUCGCAUUCACCACACAGCCGUCAGUGAGUGUACGCUUUGUGAACCCCCAGCCAUGCAGCGGCCUGUUUGAGGUGCAGCUACCCGUCUUUAAGGAUGACAGCCUCGUGAAAGUACGAGCCAGGCUGCAGAAGACCGACAGGGGCAAGAUGAAAGAUGCUUCACAAAUUAUUAUACUAAGACACGAUUCGGACAAGGCGAUGAGGAAACUGCCAGAUUUCAGCAACUGGGAGAACGGGAGAGUGUUGUUGCCGGAGGAGACAACAUUUUCUUGGAACUCUGCAGAGGACACAGAUAUCAUUGUGCAGGAAAACGGCACUAAAACGCUGGCCAAGGAGUUUAUAUAUGUGGUUCCAUCUUCCUGAAACUUACCAAGUCUCUAUUGACGAGAUUAGUGUGAAAUAUGUUGUGUAAUUUAUUGUUUUUGGGUAAUGAUAAUUACAGAUAUUAAUCCAGGACCUUUUUAUGAGGUUUCAUUAACUACUGAUCGGUUUGUUUCACUUUUAUGUAAUGGAAAAAAAAAAUCAUGUAUUUAAUUGAUAAUUAGGAGCUCUUUUGUUUUAAGUUUGAAAUUAACUUUUGAGACAUCUGUCACAGAAAAUGCUAAUGGUGGGCUACAUGUAUUGUGAGUUACUUUGUGUCUGUCAUAUGUCAGCAACAAUUGAUCCCUUGUUAACAGUUGUGGUUACAGAUUUCUCAAAUCUUCAUAAAACUUGGUCUUGUGGUCUCUGAAUGUAGGUCAUUUUUAAAUAAAUAGUUGGAAUACCGUA